Messenger RNA from Photinus pyralis (common eastern firefly), 3300 nucleotides. Its product is annotated as solute carrier family 12 member 8. Gene Ontology annotation, cellular component: membrane. Lineage: Eukaryota; Metazoa; Arthropoda; Insecta; Coleoptera; Lampyridae. The transcript has 9 exons. Gene Ontology annotation, molecular function: potassium:chloride symporter activity. Gene Ontology annotation, biological process: cell volume homeostasis; chloride ion homeostasis; potassium ion homeostasis. The record is from RefSeq and is a predicted model, not a curated record. The coding region runs from base 304 to 2265 and encodes 653 amino acids.
GCUCUGAGAUCAGUCACUAGUUUGUCCUAACCUUUUUUUGGAAUGAUGAUUAAUUUGCCAAAAAAGGUCGUAUGUGUCAUCACAACAGCUGUGUAUUGUGUCAGAGAUUCUCAUCUCUCUUUCUCUUUCGUUUAGCUUACAUUCCCAAGAAAAUGUUUUAAGAUAAUUGAAAAUUGUAACAAUGGGCUCAUUAUCUACUAUGAUAAGUUUGAAAGCGAUAACAGUUCAUAACGAUAAUACGUUUAGAUAGCAAUCAUUGUACUGUACAAGUGUUGAGAUCAACAAACGGUUGAGUCAAAUAAAAUGGAAGGAAACAGGAAUAAAGAAAAUCCGGAUUGGUCUCGUUUCGGAUUAGGAGCAGAGACUUCAUCCAGAUCUCGUAGUCACACGGGUGGCUUUGUCGAUCUUGGAAAUGAGCAUCAGUAUGCUGCCGGUGGCCAUCAAGCAUCUGGAGCUAAUGAAUUGUUUGCAGAAGAACAAGGUGAUGUUCCAUGGUGGAAGUCUAACUUUUUCAUAUCACAACCUGUGUUAUUUGGAACGUGGGAUGGAGUAUUUACAUCUUGUUUGAUAAAUAUUUUUGGUGUAAUUGUAUUUUUACGAUCAGGGUGGAUGGUUGCCCAAGCUGGUAUAUUAUCUGCCGUUUUUAUCAUUGUUGCAACAGUGUUCACCGCACUUAUAUCAGUACUUUCUGCAGUCGGUAUAUGUGAACGUUGCAGGGUAGAAAGUGGAGGAGUUUAUUUUAUAUUGUCGUAUGUUCUGGGCUCUCGUUUUGGAGGGUCACUUGGAUUACUCUACUGUUUUGGACAGGCGGUGGGUUGUGCACUUAAUGUUUUGGGAUUUGGUGAAUCAAUGGCCGGAGUGAUCGGCUUAGCAAAUUCAACUUGGACAGCUCGAGGAAUAGCUAGUGGCGCCGUUUUACUGUUGGCUGUGAUAAAUUUGGCCGGCGUUAAGUGGGUUAUUAAGUUACAGUUCAUAUUGUUACUAAUUCUGCUAUCGGCAGGGCUUGAUUUCAUGGUGGGCAGCUUUGUUCAUGUAGACCCUAGUGCGGGUUUCGACGGGUGGUUUGAAGGGAAUAUUGCUAAUAACACAUGGCCAGCGUACAGGGAUGGUUAUAAUGGAUUUACAGUUUUUGGUGUUUUUUUCCCUACAGUAACGGGAGUCUUGUCGGGAAUUAACAUGAGCGGUGAUUUGAAAGCACCUUCAGUUAAUAUUCCAAAUGGCACAUUGGCAGCGCUUGGUGCAGCGACAUUUUUAUAUCUUGUGUUUGUUUUAUUUUUGGGCGCGACGUGUAAUCGUGAAGCGUUACUUACCGAUUUUAUGUUGGCAGCCAAAGUAUCGGCCGUCAGACUUUUACUGUUGGCCGGUUUGUAUGUGUCAUCUAUGUCUAGUUGUCUAGGCGCUAUGUAUGGCACUCCACGUGUCCUUCAGAGCAUUGCCAUGGAAAAUGUUAUACCGGGUAUUGGUUGCCUAAGUAAAGGGCGUGGACCGAACAAAGUGCCUUUAUACGCUUUGAUAGUAGUUGGAACCGUCACUCUUAUUUUUAUACUGGCGGGUAAAAUUAAUACUUUAGCCCCCAUUGUGACUAUGCCAUUUUUGUUAACGUAUGCUUGCGUUGAUUAUGCAUAUUUUGCAUUAGCCCAGAGUUUUGAUCUUCAACAUCAAAAAGAACAACGAUUUCAUCAAACUGCAGCAAGCACAGCGGCUGAGCAACAAGAAUUAUCACCUAGCACAGAAAGCAAUGAUUUAGAUCACCUUUUUCCUGAACGUACACAGUACAAAAACGUAAAAAAUAGUUACGAUCCAAAAUUUAAUAUUUCCAAUAGUUCAGAUGAAUUAACUCCAAUUUCUCCAAAAACCUACAUACAUUCCAAACCUAAAAAUUGGUAUUCUUGUUUGUGCAAUCGAUGGCUAUCUCUCUUUGGGGCCGUUUUAAAAAUUUUGAUAAUGUUUUUGGUUAAUUGGAUUUAUGCAUUAGUAUGCCUCUCCGUUGUCUUUUUGGUUUGGUUGUAUAUUGGUACAGCGAACCCCGCAGUUAAACCUGGCGUUGCCGUUGAUUUUAAAUUACUUAAAUGGAUUCGAAGUGUUUUACUACAGUGCCUUGGAAAACGGUCGCAUGAAUAUGAACAGAUAGUUGUUACACCUGUAUAUUCAGAUGUGAACCUUACUUCGGCUCAGCUGAAUGAGGACAAUGAAGAUUUUGCAUCACGCCGCCGAUAUCAUCAGUCGUCCACUGUCCAUGGUCAUAUGGUUCAAGUGGAUGAUUAAUAAGUUAGAGACUAAAUGUGUGUAUUGUACAUAGAUGAUUAUAAAUAACUUAUUUUAAAUUAUUCCACUAAUUUAUAGUAAAAGUAAAAUGGGACACAAGUAUGCUUGAUGCAUCACAAUAAUUCACCAAACUUAUCUGUGUUAAUCGUGUAUAUAAUAAAAUAACACUGUUGCGCAAUAAUUUUCCGUUAACGUAAUACUGUAGGUACAUCUUUUAAUUGGCACUGUUUCAUUCCGCUCCAUCUUAUAUAAUUUUGUGGUAUUUUUUUAUAUAUUUCAACACAUUUCAGUGGUUUAAAUUAAAAUGUGGAUUUUUAUUGUAAUUUUUAGGUGUACUAUACCAACCAAGUUGUGCAUUGAUUUAUGUGUCGAUUAAUUGUAAGCAAUGUGCAAUGCGUCAUCAAUUGAGUAGCAAAACUCACCACUACUCUAUUCAAACUCUGACGAUUCCAGAUGUUCAGUACCACAUGCCCUGGUAAAUGUUGUGAUUUUUGUUAUUUCAUGUAGAUAACGGGCAUACCCAAAGAUCAUUGUGAAUCCAUUUUAGAUUAAAACCAUCUGCAAUUGUUUGAUUGACUAAUAAUUUUUUAACUGGUGUACCAUGAUAAAAAUUUCAAAAUUAAUUUGAGAGAAAAUAUUUCUUUUAUAAGAAAAGUCAAAUGUGUAUGGCUUUUAGAGGUUACAUUUAGUUUUGGUGUGCAAAUGCAAAUGUAUCAAAAGCCCUUUUCACGUUUAAUCAUUUUAUGUUAGUAAUACUUCUGUGAUAUAGUCAUUUUGUGAGAUAUUUUGGUUAGUGACCCUUGGCAAUGUGUUUGAAAAAAUUGUUUUCAGAUUUUGUGUAUGAUAGGAUAUGCGUUUCCAUUUGUAAAGCUUAUGUAAACACACUUUAGGAUAAUUUUAAAUGCAAGCAAGAACAUAGGAAUUUACGUCUAAGCUUAUAUUUUUUAAUAAAGUAAGUACCGAGUGUUCUCUGUUCAUUAACAGGCAAUUAGUCUAAUGUAUGGCAUUUUUAAUAAAUUUUGUAUCGACUUUCAA